This is a messenger RNA of Saprolegnia diclina VS20, 964 nucleotides long. RefSeq lists its product as hypothetical. The transcript is spliced from 5 exons. The record is from RefSeq and is a predicted model, not a curated record. Gene Ontology annotation, cellular component: Golgi apparatus. Lineage: Eukaryota; Oomycota; Saprolegniomycetes; Saprolegniales; Saprolegniaceae. Bases 44 to 613 code for a protein of 189 amino acids.
AUCGAAUCAUCGGAUUGCACCGCUUGGGAAGAAGAACUUCGGAAUGGAGCGGACGAGCAGCGGCAAGGUGGGCGGGCCGCCCGAGCCCUUAGCCCAGGACAGCGACGACGUCAAGAUCCACAGCCUCGUGGAUCAGGCGCUAGCGAGCGUCCAGCACAAGAUCAACAUCCAUUCGAUCCGCAGUCUCUUUAGCUUUAUGGGCAUUGGCGAGGAGCACCCGUUCUCGGCGCUGCCGCAGGCGCAGCUCGUCCUGCGGCUUCGGCGCAACUUGGAGUACUUCCUCGUCAACUACAUCCUCGUGUUUGGCCUCGUCUUCUUCUGCGUCUUGAUCUUUCAUCCGUUUGCCAUGCUAUGCGGCGUGGCGACCAUCGGCGCCUGGGCCACGGUGCUCGUCCAACGCAAGCAAAUCCAGCUUCUGCUGGGGCCUAGCUUCAAGAUGAUCUACGUGGUCUACGGCCUCGCUGCCGGCACAGCGCUCGUGCUCAUCUUUUCGCUGCUGUCACCGCUACUGCUUGCGACCAGCAUCACCGGCGUCCUCGGCAUCGCGCACGCAUUGCUGCGCAAUACGCCAGCGUCCGACAAGGUCGACGUCCUCCUCGAAGACCACCCGUAAUACACUGUACAUCGCCCACGGCCAUGUGACCAGAGACACUUCACUCCAACUGCCAGUGUUUUUUACUCCAAAAUUGAUAAUUUCUCAAGUGGCGGACGACGACGGCGCGCCUUUGACCAUGCGAACGGUGCGCCCACGGGCGUCAUAGCCCAUGCGGCACGUGUGCAGCAGCACGUUCUCGACGAGGGGGAUCUUGAACGGAAGGUACGGCAGCGACAAGAGGCCAUACAACGUCCGGAUCCAAAACAUAAUGUUCUGGCGCUGCCACGUCAUAUCCAGCAGGCUCUGCGCCGCGAGCGCAAGCCCCAUUGUAAAGCAAAACGCGAUCGUCUCGUAGCCACAGAGCUUCAU